AUGGCUAUGCUGGCUUCGAAAUCGUCUUUUCCGGCUUCGCUGGCCUCCUCGAAUUCCACUCUGGUUUCGAGCGCGCAAUCAUCUGGUAUGGCGCCCUCGAGAAGACCACCUGUCGUCCAUGCCGCGGGUCAAGCCUUCGCUAGCCCGACCGAGUCCGAGUUCUCCGAUCUCGAUGGACCUGACGCAGUAAAGAACUGGACUGAGGAUCAAGUCUGCGACUAUCUGAGGAGUGUCAAAUGUGGCGAGUAUGAAAAACUCUUCAGGAAGAACAACAUCAACGGCGAGAACUUGCUGGAAAUGGAUAAGGAGGUCCUCAAGGAGAUGGGCAUCGAAAAGGUCGGCGAUCGAGUUCGACUAUUUCUGGGUAUUAAGAAGCUCAGGACAAAGGCUUACGCGAACCAGAAGAGGCGCAACCGAGAUUCUUUCGGGGGACUGGAUUCCCAAUAUGCUCCCUCUUCAACAGGGUCCCCGCGACACCCCAACUCUGGCAGUCGUGGUAUUGCCACGGCGUCUACCAAGAGGUAUUCGCGGCUUGACAUGCAAACUUUACCUAUGACCUCAAUGGCGGAUGUCGCAAAAUCCUCAUCACGACCAAACUCGCCUCUACCCAACACUGAUGCCCGAGGUGUUAGGCCACCGAGGUAUCAGAACCAGCAGUAUAUGAGCAAUACGACACCAAAUUCGACCGCUCGAGGACCUGGUUCACCGACUAUGCAGAGCCGUCUGGUAAUUACACAUACACGGAAUGCCUCAAGUCAGGAUGGUUCGCUGAUGGCUGCUUUACCACAGGGUCAAGACGUCAUCCGUGUCAUCUGGAACGGUGGCGUUACGAAAGUUGUUAAAAUUGCCGACUGCAAUACCUGCGAAGAAGUCAUGCGGGUGACGUUACGAAAAUUCGCGUUACGAGAGGACCACGAUCGCAAUUACUGUUUCUGGAUAUUAGCCGGUGUUGACCCCGACCCUAAGCAAUGUCGUCGUCUCGGCGAUACCGAACUAUGGCGCAUCAUUAAGGAUCAGAAGCGACCCGAGAGAAACCGCCUCAUCCUCCGAAGAGUGCCGUCCGGAGAGCCAGGAGAGAAAGAGUUGCAGCGAGCCGCCUCCAUUGCCAUGGAAGAAGCCCAACAAUACCACAACCAGGGUCUCGGAAACAUACAAGAUAAGAGGAGUCAAGAAAAGGUACAAAGGAUAUUAGGUGAGAGCUGGAACGAAGGGCUUCAGCAGCCGCUAUCGCCAAUUUCCUUCCAGGACCGUGAGAGGAAUCUCAAUAAUACUGCUAGGGAUUUAGAACGACCAUCCAGUGACGCUAGGGGUGCCCCGAGACGAAAGGUCAUGAGGCCGUUCGGUGGUCUGAGACCUCCCAGCGAGUUGAUUACUUCGGAUCUCACUUCAUACUUCCCUGAUCACCCUAGGGAAGACAUUGACCGAACCGCCCGACUAUCUAUGCGUAGGUCUACUCGCCUAAGCAAGGUAAACAGCCGACUCAGUGUCGCUAGCAACUUCAGCUAUGCAUCUAGUAUCCAAGAUGCCCCUCCGAUCCCGACGAUUGCAGAUUCAUGGCUGAAUAGUGGUCAGCUUGCUAAAGUCAAGGCUCGUGAAAUUCAAGGUCGUAUGCCACAUUCGUUCCGGGAUUCGAUCGCCUCAUCAGUACUAGACACUCUUCAAGAGGAAUCCCCUAUCGAACCUAACCGCAAGUCUUAUGUUUCGUUUGCAGAUAGCGGUUCGGAUAGCAAUCCGAUAAGCAUCACAGAUCCGGAAGGGAAUGUCCGCCAGAGCUACUUCGACGAAUCGAGUACUCAAGGCUCUGGGUCCUUGAAGGAAAUUACUCAAGCCCUCAGUGAGGAUGGUGAAGAUGCCGACGAGGAACUACAGAGCUUCUUAGCUGGUGAGUCAUGGGACGAUAACAAGUGGAUGAAAGGUGCCUUGAUUGGUCAAGGAUCGUUCGGUAGCGUUUACUUGGCCUUACACGCUGUCACCGGAGAGCUACUUGCCGUCAAGCAAGUUGAGACGCCUUCGCCCGGCGCGAACAGCCAGACGGAUGCUCGAAAGAAGAGUAUGAUCGAGGCUCUUAAGCGAGAGAUUAGUCUGCUCCGAGAUCUCCGACACGCGAACAUUGUGCAAUAUCUCGGCUGCAGCUCCUCAGCUGAGCAUCUGAAUAUUUUCCUCGAGUACGUCCCUGGUGGCUCCGUCCAGACAAUGCUCAACUCGUAUGGUGCCCUCCCCGAACCUCUUGUCCGCAGUUUCGUGAGGCAGAUCUUGAAUGGGCUCUCGUACCUACACAACCGAGAUAUCAUUCAUCGUGAUAUUAAAGGCGCCAAUAUCCUUGUAGAUAACAAGGGUACGAUCAAGAUUUCUGAUUUCGGAAUCAGCAAGAAGCUCGAGGCGUCUAAUAUUCUUAAUGGCGCCAACAACAAUAAGAACCGACCAUCGCUGCAAGGCUCGGUGUUCUGGAUGGCCCCUGAAGUGGUUAAGCAAACCUCAUACACAAGGAAAGCUGAUAUCUGGUCUCUCGGCUGCUUGGUUGUCGAAAUGAUGACCGGAGCACAUCCUUUCCCGGAUUGCAGUCAGUUGCAAGCCAUCUUCAAGAUUGGAGGUGGUAAGGCGGCCCCGACUAUUCCUUCAACUGCCAGUCCCGAAGCAAUCAAAUUCUUGAGUCAGACAUUUGAGAUAGACCACAACUUGCGACCCAGUGCAGACGAACUUAUGCUCAGCCCGUUCCUCGCACCAAUUACCUAA
Daldinia childiae is the source of this 2733-nucleotide messenger RNA. RefSeq names its product Protein kinase byr2. The coding region runs from base 1 to 2733 and encodes 910 amino acids. Lineage: Eukaryota; Fungi; Ascomycota; Sordariomycetes; Xylariales; Hypoxylaceae. Gene Ontology annotation, molecular function: protein binding; protein kinase activity; ATP binding. The record is from RefSeq and is a predicted model, not a curated record. The transcript has 2 exons. Gene Ontology annotation, biological process: protein phosphorylation; signal transduction.